UAAUUUUUAAUUUUGGUAGUUUAAAGUUUUUAUUUUAAAAAAGUCUGAUCAUUUUAAAAUGCCUUAAUGUUUUGUACUGAAUUCUCUUGCGUACUCUGUCAUCGAUUCUGUCAAAUAUUAAUUAAUUUUUUUUACGAAUUAAACAGUAAUUUAAUUCAACCAACAAAAAAUUCCAAAAUACUAUUCCGAACUAACAUUUUUCUAAAGUUCUAAAUAUAUUUUUGUGAAUACCUACUGUAGUAAAAUGGAAAUGAACAGAAAUGAAGUUAUAUCGUUAGUUAUACGUAUGACUUUGUUGUCAACAUGUGCUUAUUUUGGUACGAAAUGGUUGAUUGGACAGAUUGAUCCAACUAAUCAGCAAAAAAAAAGAUCUAAGGAGACUGCACUUAGCAAACUCAGAAGUCUGGGUCUUCAUAAGGUGAAAAAUUUAACUGACCAUGAGUUGAUGAUUGCCAGUCACUUGGUCAAUCCAUAUGAUAUCACUGUUUCCUGGAAUAACAUUGCUGGACUUAGUCAAGUAAUAGAUGAAAUUAAAGAAACUGUUAUAUUUCCAGUGCAAAGAAAAGAACUGCUUAGGAACUCAGUUUUAACAAAACCGCCAAAAGGAGUUUUACUUCAUGGACCUCCAGGCUGUGGAAAGACAAUGAUUGCUAAAGCAACUGCCAGGGAAGCAGGAAUGAAUUUUUUAUAUCUGGAUGUGUCAUUACUUACUGAUAAAUGGUAUGGUGAAAGUCAAAAGUUAGCUGGGGCCGUGUUUAGUUUGGCUCAAAAGCUUCAGCCUUGCAUAAUAUUUAUUGAUGAAAUUGAUUCUUUUUUGAGAUCUAGAACACAGCAUGAUCAUGAAGCAACAGCUAUGAUGAAAGCUCAGUUUAUGAUGUUAUGGGAUGGUUUAUCAACUGAUCCAGAAAAUACUGUGAUUGUAAUGGGUGCCACAAAUAGACCUAAAGACUUAGAUCCUGCCAUACUAAGAAGGAUGCCAGCCACCUUUGAAAUAUCAUUACCGGGUGAACAACAAAGAAAAGAAAUACUGACUUUAGUUUUGAAUACUGAACAAUGUGCCGAUAAUGUAGAUUUACAUCAAUUAGCCAUAACAACAAGCGGGUUUUCUGGCUCUGACCUUCAAGAAUUGUGUCGUAUUGCAUCAUUAUUUCGCAUCAAAGACUUGAUCAAAGAAGAAGAACUCCAAAAAUGUACUUUGAACUCCAAUCCAAUCAAUGCAGGCAAUAUUAAUAUGUUGAGGCCUAUCAGUAUGGAUGAUUUGCUUGCAUCGGUUAACAAGAUGAAAGCAUCCAAAGUAGUUAGUGCUACUCAACCUAGGUUUUAAUGAGUUGUAUGAUACAAUAUUUGGUAGUCUGGUUGAACAAUCAAUUUUAAUGUUUUGUCAUCCGUAAUGUAAUGGUAUUAGCACGAAUACUGUUAUAGUAACGGGCGUUUUAACUCUUAGUCCUAGUUCAAUGUAAGUAUAAAGAGUAUAUUUUCUCUUCUAGAGAAUAUACUUUGCCAUUGGACAACUUUGUUAUUUAUAUUAAUUACUUUUUGUUUUGUAUUGCUCAUAAGUAAUUAUUAAUUACAUUUUGUUAAUUAAUGACAUAUUUAAAAAUGAUGACUUGUAUUUGCUUAACACCAUUUGGAGAAAGUUACUAUGGAUAUUUAUGUAAAUAAUGUUAUUAUUUUCAUUUGUAUUUUAGUAAAUUACUAUUAUAAUUUUUUUCGGUUAUUUCAUUGUUAUAUUAAUUGUACAGCUUCUUUUUAACAUACAAUAUAUCAUAUUCAAAACUACUAGAUAAAAAUUUAAUAUACAUAAUGCUUUUGAUCUAAUUAAUUUAGAUUUGUAUAUAUCUUGUUUUCAAGCUUAUUCAGAGGUCUUAUAAUAAGACUUAACAACUGUUAUUAUUAAGUUACUGUUGUUGAUAAGAAAUUAUAACAUUUUAUUUAUUAGGUAUUCAAAAUGUAUAACUAUUAACUUAAAUUAGAAAAUAAAUAUCUGAUAAUUAUAAUUUAAGCUUUAUUAUUUUUUUGGGAUGAACAAUGCAUACUUAGGUCCUAGACUUUAGUUAUACACAUUUCAAAUUUGUUUUUACUUAUUAUUUUUCAAAAAUGAUUAUUCAUAAAUUCACUGUUCUUAAAUUAUAAAAAAAACACAAUAUUUGUGAUUACUUUUAAAAUGCUCAUUCUCUUUUUAUAAAUGUCAAUUUUUGAGAGUUAAAAUUAAUUGUUUGGCAAUAUGCCAAUUUGCAUGAGACAGAAUUGGACGGAUUUUAAAUUUAAGCAUUUCAACAUUGGGUAGGAAUGUAGGAUUAAAUCUACAAUGUAAAGAUUAGAAUACAAAAUAAAAAUAUUUUUUUCAA
Messenger RNA from Rhopalosiphum padi (bird cherry-oat aphid), 2348 nucleotides. RefSeq names its product outer mitochondrial transmembrane helix translocase (gene nmd). Gene Ontology annotation, cellular component: mitochondrial outer membrane. The record is from RefSeq and is a predicted model, not a curated record. The transcript has 7 exons. NCBI's taxonomy places the organism in Eukaryota, Metazoa, Arthropoda, Insecta, Hemiptera, Aphididae. Gene Ontology annotation, molecular function: ATP hydrolysis activity; ATP binding. Bases 245 to 1324 code for a protein of 359 amino acids.